Hevea brasiliensis (rubber tree) is the source of this 1182-nucleotide messenger RNA. RefSeq lists its product as uncharacterized. NCBI's taxonomy places the organism in Eukaryota, Viridiplantae, Streptophyta, Magnoliopsida, Malpighiales, Euphorbiaceae. The transcript has 5 exons. The record is from RefSeq and is a predicted model, not a curated record. Bases 227 to 865 code for a protein of 212 amino acids.
AAUAAAAAGUAAAAAACAAAAGUGAUUUCUUGAGAGCUUUAUUCAGGUCUCUUUUCAUUAUUUAAGAACUGAGGGACCAAAGUAUCACAGAGAAAGAGUCUCUCAACACUCAAACAAAGCAAUAAAUUCAUCUUUCUAUCUAAUCUAUUGAAUACCGAUUGCGAGAAGAUCCAUUGCGUGCUGUGUUUGGUUUCUUACAGAGACUCGAAUUCAGGAGAAGGAGAAAAUGGUUUCGGCAAACAGGGAGAUGGCUGUCUAUUGCUUUGACACUCUCGUCGCUCACUACAACAGCGAGGAAGCUCCUCCUCCUGCCUUUGAUGAGGGCCAGCACCCACUAUUUGUCACUUGGAAGAAAAUGGUCAAUGGUGGUGAGCCUCGUUUACGUGGAUGCAUUGGAACACUAGAAGCUCGAUGCUUGAUUAAUGGUUUUAGGGACUAUGCUUUGACCAGUGCUUUGAAGGACCGCAGAUUUCCUCCAAUACAACCUAAAGAAUUGCCUUCUCUAGAAUGUACAGUUUCCAUUUUGACUAAUUAUGAAAUGGCUAACAAUUAUCUUGAUUGGGAGAUUGGGAAACAUGGUUUAAUUAUUGAGUUUAUUGAUCCUAAUAACAAUGUAAGGCGAAGCGCCACAUAUUUGCCUGAGGUGGCUGCUCAUGAAGGUUGGACAAAAGUGGAGGCAAUUGACUCACUGAUGCAUAAAGCGGGUUACAAUGGCCAUAUCACUGAGUCACUUCGGAAGUCUAUACAAUUGACACGCUAUCAGAGCACAUUAUUUACUAUGACCUAUAGUGACUAUGUCUCAUAUGUGAAGGCAGCCAGGGGUGCAGCUCCGAUUAUUAAUGGGGCUAAGCCCACCAACCAUUGAUAUUUAAACAAGCUUUUGCUUAAUUAGCCAAAGCUUGUUUGCUUUGCCUUGAUCAAUGAAUUAUCUCAAAAAGAUAUCUGGGUUGGAAUGGAUUUGUUUGUUUUCCAACCCAAACUGCUUCAGUGUUUGUUAUGUCCAUUCAAUUUCAAUGUCAUUCUUCAAAUUCAUUUGAUUUUGAAGAAAGAAACAGAAAUACACCUAAUGGUGAACUUUGACUUGUGUGGCCUCAUCAGGUGACAUUCAUAUUUGACGGCUCCUCAUCAGAGCUGUACUCUUUGAAAAUUCGAAAUUUAUGAAUGUGUGUUCGUUUGCUGCAA